Opisthocomus hoazin is the source of this 609-nucleotide messenger RNA. The record is from RefSeq and is a predicted model, not a curated record. NCBI's taxonomy places the organism in Eukaryota, Metazoa, Chordata, Aves, Opisthocomiformes, Opisthocomidae.
AUGGGCUAUUCAGAGCGCACCUGUGUAUGCGAGAAGGCAGAACGAAGUCUUGCAAGUACUGUUGAGGGCUAUAAGAAGGGAAGGGGCAACAUGAAUCACAUAUUUGAAAAAGUAAAUCCGGAGAUGGCAAAGCUGGGAUAUGAGUGCAAGUGCCUUGGCGGAGGGAAAAUUGAUCAUAAUAGCAAAGACAAGAAAAUCAGGGUGUUUGGGCUCUCUACAGGCUAUGGAAAAGCAGAUCAUUCAGUGACUGUAGAGAUACUGAAAAAAGUGUAUACAGAUUAUGAAAUUACAUGGUCAGAUGACAAGAAAUAAAUUGGCUACUUAUGAACACAACAAGCAAUUCAAAACUGGUAACUCUGUGUGCAGUCACUGUGAUUGUGGCUCUAGCAGUCUUCAUUUGAAAGUCCUAAAAAAUCUGGUUUUGUAUUUGCAUGAAAACAGAGCUGUGUUUGAGCAAUCCAAGAAUAAAAUGAGGAUACUGAGUAAAGGAGUGGCCUAUUAAAUGCAAGACAGUGAGUUUGAUCGUGGAAUAUUUUCAAGAGGAAGCAUUAUGGUAGAAGAUUGUAAGUACCACCCUUUAAAAUCAAAACAUACAUGAGAUUCUUGUUC